Messenger RNA from Xyrichtys novacula (pearly razorfish), 339 nucleotides. NCBI's taxonomy places the organism in Eukaryota, Metazoa, Chordata, Actinopteri, Labriformes, Labridae. The record is from the annotation of a GenBank genome assembly.
AUGGUUAAUAUAUCAGUGAGUUACAGAGGAAUCAGAAGGAAAGUAGACAGUGACGACUGUGAGUUUGGAUAUAAUGAUCAGUCCUGGAGUCUGAUCAGCUAUAAAGGAGCUUACUCUAUCUGUCACAAUAACAGAAGAACAGACCUCUGUCUCCCCUCGUCCUCUGUCUCUCACAGAGUAGCAGUGUAUGUGGACUGGCCUGCUGGCACUCUGUCCUUCUACAGCGUCUCCGCUGACACGCUGAUCCACCUCCACACCUUCAACACCACCUUCACUCAACCCCUCUAUCCUGGGUUUAGGUUGUGGCCUAGGUCCUCAGUGUGUUUGUGUUCUGUGUAG